AUGCCGCAGGACAGUUUGGGAGGCUGCGUUUUCCCAGUGCGUUCCAUCAGGAAAACGGAGUCAGCGUUUACAAAAGAUACUGCCAGGUUCAAGGAUGAAUUAGAUAUUAUGAAGUUCAUUUGCAAGGACUUUUGGACAACUGUAUUCAAAAAACAAAUAGAUAACCUAAGGACUAAUCAUCAGGGUAUUUAUGUCCUUCAAGACAAUAAAUUUCGUCUCUUGACACAAAUGUCUGCGGGAAAGCAGUAUUUAGAACAUGCACCAAAGUAUUUAGCUUUUACCUGUGGACUAAUCAGAGGAGGCCUAUCGAAUUUGGGAAUAAAGAGUAUUGUAACAGCUGAAGUUUCAUCAAUGCCUGCAUGUAAAUUUCAGGUGAUGAUACAGAAGAUGUAGAGCACAUUCAAAUCUGGGUAUCUACCUUAAAAAUCCUUUGUCUGUGGAUUCAGUAUCUUGGUUCAGCUUUGUAUGUAGCUUGUAAAUUAUAGCAGUGUGCAGCACAAUUCCAAAAUCCAUAAUAAAUGUUCAUUAAAAUAA
This is a messenger RNA of Charadrius vociferus (killdeer), 534 nucleotides long. RefSeq names its product trafficking protein particle complex 6B (gene TRAPPC6B). NCBI's taxonomy places the organism in Eukaryota, Metazoa, Chordata, Aves, Charadriiformes, Charadriidae. Gene Ontology annotation, cellular component: trans-Golgi network; TRAPP complex; cis-Golgi network. The coding region runs from base 1 to 393 and encodes 130 amino acids. The transcript is spliced from 5 exons. The record is from RefSeq and is a predicted model, not a curated record. Gene Ontology annotation, biological process: endoplasmic reticulum to Golgi vesicle-mediated transport; regulation of GTPase activity.